AUGAAGAUUAAUUUUAUCAGCUGGAAGUCAAAAGCGCCAAGUUCCUUAUCAGAACCACUAAUGCUCAGUUCAAUCCAAGAGGAUAGCAAUGCCUCCUUGCCUAUUUCCGUUCAAAUGCCCUUAACACUUGAUUACCUUCCUGAUGAAUUGAUCAUUAAUGUGCUCCUGCAGACUAGCAUUGAUUUGGAGACCCUUUAUUCGGUGGCUGGAGUAUCCCAGAGGCUGUAUCUAUUGGCUAUGUGUGUUUUACGUUUGUACAAGCUACCGCAUGUUCAAUUACAAUCGGUGAUAGAUCAGGAAGGCCAUGGGAAAUCUACAACAUUCUUUAAGUUUAAAUCACUAGAUGAAGAUAGCCAGAUGGCAACCUUUGUAAUGGCAAAAAUAGCGCCGAAAAGAUACUACAGAGACAAAUCAAGAGAGCCACCUGUUUUGAGACGUGUAUCAAUGACGGACGGUAAUGAAGAUAUUAUAAAGAGCAGCGGAUCCUUGAGAGGAAAAAUGGUGCUCAGGCAGCAAUCUUGGAUGACGGUCAAUACAUUUAUCUCUCAGAGCAGUGACGGAUCGAAUAUGAGUGAUAAAAACUCUCUAUUUCAGCCUGAUAUCUGGCAGAAUGAUCCAAUCGACAUCAUAAAGCCAAGCAGGACGCGACAGCUCAAUGUGAGAAAAAGCAUAGUGCGUGUCAUUCAGUCUCGUCAGGCGUCUCCUGCCGAAAAACACCUGCAUACCAUACCUUCCUGGAGAUUAGCAUAUUAUGUGGGAGAUUCUGACCAACACGAAGCUAUUGAAGCAUUAUGUACAUCAGUUCAUAAACCUGAUGCCUUUUACAGAUGGGUAGGGUUGCAGCAAUCGACCAACGCACCAAAACGACAACAAAAGAAGUCCGAAAAGCAAGAUGAAUGUUAUGUAUCACCAGCUGUUCUGACAGUACACCUAUCCCUCAUAUGUCGAUCCAAACGUGACAAGAAAGAUACCAAAUGGGUCCAAGCAGUGGAUUGGAUAAAAGAGAAAUGCAAUGGUCUAAAGAAUGUUAAUACAAAACUUGUUUAA
This is a messenger RNA of Phycomyces blakesleeanus NRRL 1555(-), 1047 nucleotides long. RefSeq lists its product as hypothetical. Lineage: Eukaryota; Fungi; Mucoromycota; Mucoromycetes; Mucorales; Phycomycetaceae. The transcript has a single exon. The coding region runs from base 1 to 1047 and encodes 348 amino acids. The record is from RefSeq and is a predicted model, not a curated record.